AAAAGAAUUUCGAAAAUGUCUAAAUUAAGUGCAGGUUUAUUAGAUUUGAUCCUGGAACAACGUCGUCAAUCAGAUCAACAACCUAUUGUACAGAUUUUAGGUUCAAAAAUAAUGAGCAAUAAUCAUAUUCGUGCAAUCGUGUUUGAUGGUCAAACAAUCUGUCAACAUUGUAUUUUUAUUUCAUCAGAAAUUGAUCAACAAUAUAGUGAUGGUAAAUUGCAGAAAUUUACCAUUAUACGUUUGAAACAAUAUUCAUUAUCAUCGAUACCGAAAAAAGAUAAUAUUCCUGUUAUAUUGGUGCAACAAAUUGAUAUUUUAAGAAAUGGUAAUGAAAUUAAUCGACGAUUAAAACCAAAUGAAUCGAUCGAUACGGAAAUUGUAACCGAAUCGAAUGAACCAGUUGGCUCAGACAUUCGAAAUGAAACGACCGAUCAUCAAUCUGAUCAACCAUCAAAUCGAAAACAAAAUAAAAAUAAUAAUAAUAAUAAUAUACGUCCUGAAAACAUUACACCGAUAAAUGUUUUAACACCUUUUUUUAAUGCAUGGACAAUUUGUGGCCUUUGUAUUCAUAAAAGUCAGAUUCGUUGUUUCGCUUCGAAUCAACAUGCGGGUCGUUUAUUUACAUUCGAUUUGUGUGAUGAUUCGGGUGAAAUUCAUAUUGUUUGUUUCAAUGAUGAAUGUGAUCGUUUUUUCAAUUUGAUUGAUGAAAAACAAAUGUAUUUUAUCGGUCGUGGUAUGAUAAAAAUGGCAAACAAACGAUUUACAUCGAUUAAUAAUGAUUAUGAAAUUACAUUGACCAAGUCAAGUUUUGUUAGACCAGUAUGCAACGAUCAAAAUCAAGAUCAGAUUGAAAUACCAAAAAUGCGAUAUAAAUUCGUAGAAUUAUCAUCGAUCGUUGAUAUUCCGGCAAACACAAUGAUCGAUGUAAUCGGUGUAAUACGCUUGGUUUAUGAUAUGAAAACAUUGCUGAGUAAAAAAACAUCACGACAAAUGUCGAAACGUGAUAUUAUUAUUAUUGAUAAAUCAAUGGUUCAAGUACGAUUAACAUUAUGGGAUUAUAAUGCGGAAAAUUUUCAAGGUCAACCGGAUCAAAUUAUAGCAUUAAAAGGUGUAAUUGUUAAUGAUUAUCGUGGUAAAAUUUUGUCAACACGUGAUACUACACAUAUUUUAAUUGAACCUGAUUUACCUGAAAAAGAUCUAUUAAAAUUAUGGUAUCAAUCAAUUGUCGAACAAAAUGAUCUGUCAAUCAAUUUUAAAUGCCUUUCUUCGGAUCAAUCAGAAAACAGAAAUGAUAAUUUUAAUAAAAAACGAUAUAUUGCGUCAAUUACAUCGAUAGUGGUUGGUGAAGUAUUAAAAUUUCAAACAAAUGCUACGAUUAUUGGUUUCAAUUCAAUCAAAUAUCAUAUGUAUAAAUCUUGUGCAUCGUCAACGAAUCAAUGUUUGAAAAAAGUAUUGGAAAACGAGGAUGGAACUUACCAAUGUUUAAAAUGUAAUGAAAAAUCUAUCAAUUUUCAAUGGCGUAUGAUUAUACAAUUAUUUUUAGCUGAUUGUUCGGGAUCAUUUUAUGUAACCAUUUUUAAUAAUCAAAUUGAACAAAUAUUGAAAAAAUCCGUUUCCGAAUUGGCUACAUUAAUUCAAACGGAUGAAAAUCAAUAUUUAAAAAUUCUUAAUCAAAUCAUUUUUAGACAAUUUUCAUUCAAUAUUUAUAGUCGUAAUGAUUAUUAUAAUGGUGAAAUGCGUUUACGAAAUACUGUCAUACAAAUGAACGAAUUGAAAUCAAAAAAACAUUCAUCCAAUUUAUUACAAUUGAUUCAAACUAUGAUCAACUAA
Molecule: messenger RNA, 1830 nt
Organism: Dermatophagoides pteronyssinus (European house dust mite)
Lineage: Eukaryota; Metazoa; Arthropoda; Arachnida; Sarcoptiformes; Pyroglyphidae
Biological process (GO): DNA recombination; DNA repair; DNA replication
Cellular component (GO): nucleus
Molecular function (GO): DNA binding
Source: RefSeq, a predicted model, not a curated record